AUGGCUAGUUCACUCGACUACGGGAAAAUCUGCGGCAGCUGCCCCCCGGGCGAUGGCUGGGGCCCCUCCGUCACCACCGAGACGACUCUCGACGGCGUGCCCUAUGCGCCCUUCUCCAAGGGCGACAAGCUCGGCCGCAUGGCCGACUGGACCACUGAGGGCAAGGACCGCGAUCGUGGCGGACGCCAGCAGUAUAACCGUAACUACAGAGUUUACGGAUCUAGUCACGCCGUCACCUUCAACGCUCCUCCCGCCGAGGACGAGUCGACCUUUUCCGUCGUCAGCAACGCCCGCGACUCUACUAAGUCGAGAUACGGCCGCGGCGCCAUCUUCACUCGUGGCCGUGGUGCCCGCGGCGGUGCCCGAGGUGAUACCCGCGGCGGGCGCGGCGGCGCUGCCGGUGGUCGCCAGGUUGGUGGUCGUCAGGGCUACGGUGGCUACGAGCGUGGUGGACGCGGUGGUGGCCGUGGUGGUGCUGGUCGUCGCUUCGGCUGGCGCGACUACGACAAGCCGGCACGCAACCGCGAUGCCAGCAUCAACAUCAAGAGCGACUGGGGCCUGCUGGAGGAGAUUGAUUAUAACCGCCUGGGCAAGCUGAACCUCGAGACUGAUGCGGGCGAGGACCUUGAGGACUACGGUUUCCUCUACUAUUACGACCGCUCGUACGACAAGCAGCCCGUCAAGGGCAGCGAGAAGAAGCUGACGGCGCUCGACCGCGCCGCCUACAACGUCACGACAUCGUCUGAUCCCGUCAUCCAAGAGCUCGCCGACAAGGACGAGGCGACCAUUUUCGCAACAGACACCAUCCUGUCUAUGCUCAUGUGCUCGACGCGCUCCGUGUACCCGUGGGACAUUGUCAUUACGCGCCAGGGCGGCAAGAUCUUCCUGGACAAGCGCGACAACGCCUCGCUCGAUAUGGUGACGGUCAACGAGAACGCCAUUGACGCGCCACUCGACGCUGCCGACGGCGGCCGCGAGGUCAUCAACCAGCCGCCCGCCCUCGCUGAGGAAGCCACGUACAUCAACCACAACUUUGUCAACCAGGUCGUGACCGAGAGCGAGACGGCCAAGGUGGCCAUGGCCAACGCCAACCCCUUCUACAACGCCUCCGAGGACACAGAUCCCCCGGCCUCGCGCGCCUACAAGUACCGCCGCUUCGAUCUCUCCACCAAUGAUGAGGAGCCCGUCUACCUCAUCGUCCGCACAGAGGUCGACGCCGUCCAGAAGAACGCCAUUAACGGCGAGGACCAGCACAUGACCAUCCGCGCCCUCAACGAGUUUGACAGCCGUGCUCAGGGUAGCGGUGGUGCCCUUGACUGGCGCGCCAAGCUUGUCUCGCAGCGCGGUGCCGUCGUCGCCACUGAGAUGAAGAACAACUCGUGCAAGCUUGCUCGCUGGACGGUGCAGAGCAUUCUGUCCAAGUCUGAUAUCAUGAAGAUUGGUUUCGUCUCCCGUGUCAACCCCCGCUCCAAUGACAAGCACGUUAUUCUCGGCGUCAUUGGCUGGAAGCCUCGCGAAUUCGCCAACCAGAUGAACUUGUCCCUCUCCAACGGCUGGGGUAUCGUCCGCACCAUUGCCGACAUGUGCUUGAAGCACGAGGGCGACGACGGCAAGUUUGUCCUGCUCAAGGACCCCAACAAGUCCAUCCUGCGCCUGUACGCCAUUCCUGCCGGCAGUCUGGACGAGGAUGAAGAGGAGGAAGACGAAGAGGCCGGUGAGGGCGGUGAGGAGAAUGAGGAGUAA
Beauveria bassiana ARSEF 2860 is the source of this 1743-nucleotide messenger RNA. RefSeq names its product eukaryotic translation initiation factor 3 subunit D. Gene Ontology annotation, cellular component: eukaryotic translation initiation factor 3 complex; cytoplasm. Gene Ontology annotation, biological process: translational initiation. Bases 1 to 1743 code for a protein of 580 amino acids. Gene Ontology annotation, molecular function: translation initiation factor activity. The record is from RefSeq and is a predicted model, not a curated record. The transcript is spliced from 3 exons. Lineage: Eukaryota; Fungi; Ascomycota; Sordariomycetes; Hypocreales; Cordycipitaceae.